AUGUACCCGCAGGAGGUCAAGUUCGCACCGCGCCCGCGUCCGGCCGCGCGCGUCUUUCGCCGCGGCUUUCGCCGCGGCGGCGAAACCAGGGCCGCCGCCGCGAGCGCUUUCCCCCCGCCGCAGGAUCUCUUCAAGGACAAGAUCGGCCUGCUCGAUUCCUACGCCGUCGACGACAGGGUCUGCGUGUCCUUCAACAUCCGCGGCAACGAGUGGCAGGGCCGCCACUACGUGAACCUGCAGGCGUGGCGGCUCCAGAACCUCGCGGCCGGCGGCGGCGACGGCUACGCGAGCCCGCCCGUCGCGUCGUCGGGCGGCGCGAGCGCGAGCCCCUUGGACGCGCCGUUCAGCUCCUUCACCGCGGACCCGCCCGCGGACGGCGGCGCCGCGCCGAAGAAGGACGACGUGCCCUUCUAG
This is a messenger RNA of Aureococcus anophagefferens, 414 nucleotides long. RefSeq lists its product as hypothetical. The coding region runs from base 1 to 414 and encodes 137 amino acids. The transcript has a single exon. NCBI's taxonomy places the organism in Eukaryota, Pelagophyceae, Pelagomonadales, Pelagomonadaceae. The record is from RefSeq and is a predicted model, not a curated record.